GAGCCAUAACCAUCUUCCACGCUGACUGAGCGACGUGCUUGAAACAGAACCGAGACAGAGGCACAGGAGGCAAAACCCCGUUCGUGGGCAAAAAUGCGAGGGCUGUCCGUGGCGCUGUCCGUGGUGCUGAAUCCUCUGCUGUUUCUACUGCUGUUCGGCUACUACCCUUCUGUGACAGUCAAGCCUAAGGAAGGCUGGCAGGUGUACAGCUCGGCCCAGGAUGCAGAGGGGAGGUGUAUCUGUACAGUGGUGGCUCCUGAACAGAACCUCUGCUCCAGAGACGCCAAGGAGGGACAGCUCCGUCAGCUACUGGAGAAGGUCCAGAACAUGUCCCGGUCAAUCGAGGUGCUGAACCUGCGGACUCAGAGAGACUUCCAGUACAUCAUGAGGAUGGAAGGCCAGUUCAAAGAGCUAAGGUCAAAAUUCAGACAGAUAGAGACCAACAAGAAGACACAGGUCAACAGAAACUUCCAGGAGUUGAAGGGUAAGAUGGAUGCCCUACAGCCUCUGAUCCCUGUGUUGGAACAGUACAAGACAGAUGCCCAGCUCAUCUCCCAGUUUAAACAGGAGAUCAGGAACCUCUCCAUGGUGCUCACAGCCAUCCAGGAGGAGAUAGGAACCUAUGACUAUGAGGAACUACAACAGAGGGUCCUGAAUCUGGAGAGCAGGCUACGCAACUGCAUGAGCAAACUCACAUGUGGUAAACUGAUGAAGAUCACUGGACCUGUGACAGUGAAGACCUCUGGUACACGGUUUGGAGCUUGGAUGACUGAUCCACAGGCCUCCCCUAGAAACAACCGGGUCUGGUACAUGGAUAGCUACACCAACAACAAGAUCGUCAAAGAGUACAAGUCCAUAGCAGACUUUGUUUCCGGGGCCGAGUCUCGAACCUACAACCUGCCGUUCAAGUGGGCCGGGACCGACCACGUGGUGUACAACGGCUCUCUGUACUACAACAAGGUCCAGAGUAACAUCGUGGUGUGUUACCGUUUCGAGACGGGCCGCGUGGUAACCCAGAGAGCCCUGGAGAACGCCGGCUUCCACAACGUCUACCCUUACACAUGGGGAGGCUUCUCCGACAUAGACCUCAUGGCCGACGAGCUGGGUCUGUGGGCCGUCUACGCCACCAAUCAGAACGCAGGAAACAUCGUCAUCAGCCAGCUCAACCCCGACACGCUACAGGUCCUCGGAACCUGGAACACGGAAUAUUCCAAACGGAACGCGGGGGAGUCCUUUAUGAUCUGCGGAACACUCUACAUCACCAACUCUCACCUGACUGGUGCUAAGGUCUACUACGCGUACUCCACCAAGACCUCCAGCUAUGAGUACACAGACAUCCCCUUCCAUAACCAGUUCUUCCACAUGUCCAUGUUGGACUACAACGCCAGGGACCGGGCUCUGUACGGCUGGAACAAUGGACACCAGGUUCUGUUCAACGUCACGUUGUUCCAUAUCAUCAAGACAGAGGACGAUUCCUGAGGAGGAAGAACCUCUGGAACACUGAUUAACAUUCCUGGUGUUCCGGUGUUCCAUCAGUCAUUGUGGGAGUUCUGUUGUUGGGUCUCUAAAUGGUAUUUUUUGCUCUUUUCUUUUGACAAUCCAUCUUCGGAUCUAUUGGCUUCCCUUUCAAAUUUCUAAUGCAAGAUUUACUAAAGAUGUUGGCCCCCGAACUCUGAACUGUCUCCCAAUGUCAUGACAGAGUCAUGAUAUUCUCUGGUAGUCCUACCUAGCAACCCCCAUUUUAAAUAAUCUGGCCCUCUAACGAUGACAUCAUGCCCUGACAGUCUUCCUCAUUUUCCUCUCUUUUGACACAAGCCUUUAUUUUAACUUUAUCCCUUUCCUUUCAGCUACUCUACACUGGACUGGCUGGGCUUGGUAACAUGCCUCUAAUUGGCUGGGCUUGGUAACAUGGCUCUGAUUGGCUGGGCUUGGGUAACAUGGCUCUGAUUGGUUGGGCUUGGGUAACAUGGCUCUGAUUGGCUGGGCUUGGGUAACAUGGCUCUGAUUGGCUGGGCUUGGGUAAC
Messenger RNA from Oncorhynchus nerka (sockeye salmon), 2024 nucleotides. Its product is annotated as noelin-3-like. The coding region runs from base 94 to 1479 and encodes 461 amino acids. The transcript has 6 exons. Lineage: Eukaryota; Metazoa; Chordata; Actinopteri; Salmoniformes; Salmonidae. Gene Ontology annotation, biological process: signal transduction. The record is from RefSeq and is a predicted model, not a curated record.